Molecule: messenger RNA, 1041 nt
Organism: Spodoptera frugiperda (fall armyworm)
Lineage: Eukaryota; Metazoa; Arthropoda; Insecta; Lepidoptera; Noctuidae
Exons: 3
Coding region: 85-684 (199 amino acids)
Source: RefSeq, a predicted model, not a curated record
CUUCGCCAGUUAUCGACAAGGAUAGUUUAUAAAAGUUCCACGUUUUUAGAACAGUAUUCAUUUGAAAGUUCAAGUGUGAAUAUAAUGUACCGACUACUGUUAACUUUAUUAUAUUUCGUUCAUUUUAUUUGUGCCGCUGAAAAGAUUCCAUCGAACCAUGGAAUUGAGCACAGAGUGGCGAUGGUAACGAAAGAUGAAAAAACAAAUACGACUCCAAACAACAUCACAUUCAUUGACAAAGCAGAAAACCUGAUCCGAUUACCAUCGAUGAGCAAAUACUACGAAGACAAGAAAUCCAAAAGCAAGUUGCUAAAGAAAUCACCAAAACGGACGGUACAGAAGAUUAUAAAGAAGAAUCGCUCGAAUAAGAUAAGGAAGCUGUACAUUAUGAAGAUGACGAGCAAUCCAACAGUGAUUCCUAAGUCCAAUGAAUAUGCUCAAGAUGACUACGCACAGAGAAAGGAUGAUACGACCACUCCAAACACCAUGAGAAAGAGAAUGAAGAAGUACAACACAAGACUGCCACGGUACCCGAAGCCUUUCCAUCAAAUGCACAAGAACUUCAAAAGAGACAAGAGGCAAACAAGAGACCUAUUCAUCCUAAAAGAUUUGGAUGAAAUGCAGUUCUUGACGGAGAAGAAAGAUUAUAAUGUUGUUAAUGCUCAUUAUAAGAAGUACUGGUAGAAGAUAGGACUAGUUAUUAAUGUUAUAUAGUAAUGAAAGUAAGAUGUUUUGCUAAUUCUGGGAGUGGGAUCAAAGUGUUGUUUAAGGAUAAGUUUGGAAUGAAUGUCGAUAAAUUUCUAGUUGUAGAAAAUCUAAGCAUAAUCUUAUUAUACUAUAGAAAUGGCAGUAAAUGGCCUUUUAACAAUAAAAUUCUACACAUAAUUAUAGGCUAAGAUUAGGUUAAUUUGCUCUGAAGACGCAUUAAGUCGAAAUGGGUCAUUAUGUUAAUAUAAUUGUGAUAGCAAUUUUUGUUGAUAUUUCUCAAAUCAGCCUUUUAAUUUUAGUGACAACUUUUUUUAAAUAAACUGAUACUCAAUA